This is a messenger RNA of Porites evermanni, 12157 nucleotides long. Lineage: Eukaryota; Metazoa; Cnidaria; Anthozoa; Scleractinia; Poritidae. The record is from the annotation of a GenBank genome assembly.
AUGGCUGCUGCUGAAGGAGUUUGUCCCUUUCCUCUUCCUCCAUCGCAGUAUUUCAAACUGUAUACUGACGAAAAUGUGGAGAAUAAAAUAGCUCCUGAUCCACCACCUACACUGAAGGGGACUUACUCAAUGUUUGGGGCUCCUUUCGAGGUAAAUUGACGUGGACUUGAUAAGUAACAUCUAAGUUGAUCUCCUUUUUAAGUUCGCAAAGUGAAAUUAAACCCAGAGAUUAAACGGUAAUGAGAUGUUUUAUACUACUACAUGAGAAAUUUCUGCAAUUUGAUUGGCUAAGAGCAGUGGUAUUUCAGCUUAAUUUGAAAUACCUACUUGUGAAAAUUACAAAACCUUUGCGUGUAGUAGUAUAAACAAAUAAUAGCAUGAUUUGUACGUGAUAUUUGGCAUAAAUACCACUAGUGAUAUUUCGAAAUUGUCUCAAAUUUCACUCGCCUAACUGCUCGUGAAAUUACGUAUAACAAUUUUGAAAUAUCACUUGUGGUAUUUAUACCAAAAAUCACUACAAAUCAUGCUAUUAACUAUACAAAUGGCUAAAAUUCAAUUUUUUACUUUUCUCAUGAAGGUCAGUGACGUAGUUAUUAGUUUGUUGUGUUUGUCAAAUUAUUAUGAAAGUCGUUCUUCAUGAAAAAAUAAUGCCUAUAAACACAAGCUUAUUGCAGGCCUUUUCUCUUUUAAUCUCCUUUGCCUUUUAGACCGAGGAAUCCAUUAUUCGACCUUUAGAACUACAGCCCGGAAUAACUCGACUUUACACAAAGCAAGGCAGAUUUGGUUUGUGAUUAAAUCUUUUGGUGAUGAAUUUGUUUGGUUAUCUUCUGUAAUUGUUAGUCUGUUGUUGAUUGUUGUGGACAUCGUCAUCAUCCUCAUCAUCAUCCUUGUCAUCAUCAUCAUCAUCCUCAUCAUCAUCAUCAUCAUCAUCAUCCUCGUCAUCAUCCUCAUCAUCAUCCUUGUCACCAUCAUCAUCCUUGUCAUCAUCAUUAUCCUCCUCCUCCUCAUCAUCAUCAUCAUCAUCAUCCUCAUCAUCAUCAUCAUCAUCAUCAUCAUCCUUGUCAUCAUCCUCAUCAUCAUCCUUGUCAUCAUCAUCAUCAUCCUCAUCAUCAUCAUCCUUGUCAUCAUCCUCGUCAUCAUCAUCAUCAUCCUCAUCAUCAUCAUCCUUGUCAUCAUCCUCAUCAUCAUCCUUGUCAUCAUCAUCAUCAUCCUCAUCAUCAUCAUCCUUGUCAUCAUCAUCAUCAUCAUCAUCAUCCUUGUCAUCAUCCUCAUCAUCAUCCUUGUCAUCAUCAUCAUCAUCCUCAUCAUCAUCAUCCUCAUCAUCAUCCUCGUCAUCAUCCUCUUCAUCAUCCUUGUCAUCAUUCUCAUCAUCAUCCUCAUCAUCAUCGUUGUCAUCUUCACCAUUUCAUUUAAACCCCUGGGCUGGGUUGUUCAAAGCAGGGUUAAGAUAACCCAGGCUUAGUGACAAAUUUGAAUUCAGAUAUGAAAGCAUUCCAUUCAAACUGAGUUUAAUUCUUCUGGUAGUCUAAACUUUGAUGAUUGGAUGCUCUAAAAGUAAAGAGAAAAUUAUCCAAGAAGAUACUUUUAAACAAAGGAGAGAGAAACCUGUGUUAAAAUUUAACCCUGGGUUAAUGCAAAAUUGGCCUUCGAACAACUGAGCCCUUGUUUAUACCAAUGAUUUCUUUUCCUUGUAGAUAGAAUAAAAGAACUGAAGAAACUUAAUCAUUCUAUUGUUAUCAACUUUUUGGAGCUGCUAGACAUCCUAAUUAAGUCACCUUCAUCAUCCAAGGUACCAAAAAAGUCAGUUUCUUUCCAUUGCAGUGCUCCAUGCUUAACUUUUUUUAAAGUCAUCUUAUAUAAUAAUUUAUUAAUUUUAUGAAAUUGUCACCAAACAUAAACUCUAAAUACUGUGAAGAAAUAAAUAAGUCAUAUUUCUUGCAAAUGUAUUUUGAACAAGCUUAUUAGCUCACUAGACGAUACCUGGGUAAUAACAGUUAUUGUAUUGCAUUAUAUCGUACAGGUAAUCAAUUUGGCGUCUUUUGCUACAGCAAUAAAGUUAAGUUGCCAAAUUUUUUUCUGGCCCUAGUGACCAAAACGGUCACAGCUAGGAGUACUGCAUUGUAUUGUAUUGAAAAUGCAGUUAAUAAAUUACCUUAUAUAAUAUCAUAGGUGACGAAUUACUCCUUAAUUUGGCGCGAACUUUCAAGGUUAAUUUGUAAUUUCACGUGUGAAAUUACAAAAUUGCCAUGGCAACCUUCCGUACGUCUCAUUGUCAAGAUGGCAACGAAGUUUGAAAUGUCAUGAAUGAAGAUGUCAGGGCACAAAAAGAUGUUUUAGAAAACCUGAACACAUGAAAGAGCACAUCAAGAAGGAUUCUAACUGGUAUUUUGUCGAAAAUCUCUGAACUUAAGCCAAAUUUAAGCUGUAAACGUCCGAGAGAGUGCAGGAGCUCUCGAUCGAUACAAUCCAGGAUAAACAUGUCAAAAAUCGGCCAAGAUUGCUAACGUAAUUCGUCACCCAUGAUAUUAAUAGGUAAUCAAAUGGUAUACUCGUGAAAUUAGAGAAUAAUUUCACUUGCGUUUUGUCCAAAUCCUAGUAAUUAUAAGGAUUUGAACAAAACGCGCGUGAAAUUAUCCCCUAAUUUCACUCAUCACCGUUUGAUUACACAUACAAAUUCAAAAUUAUUCUAAUAUCCUACCUUUAACUUUUCAGUGUAGGCAGUUGAGAUGAACAAAAAAAUAGCAUAUUUUAUUGUUAAUCUGUAUUACUAUGCACAAUUCAAAAGAGCUGAAAAAGCCAGUAAAUUAUACAUACCAGUGCUCUGAACCUGUAAAAUCCAGAGUGCCCAGCAUAUGAUUUGUAUGAAAAAUCUGAGCUUUUCUAGUCGCCCGAGAGCAAAAGUUAGGUGCAGGGGCCACCGGGCUCUGCUAGAGCACAGCCCUGUUAACCUAUGUAUUAUUUAGAUGUAUUGUUUAUUUUUUUUUUCAGAGAGGAGAAAAACUUGAGGAUUUAAAUUUAUUAUUUAUCAAUAUUCAUCACUUGAUCAACGAGCUCAGGCCUCAUCAGGUUUGUAAUAUUAUUUUUUUAUCUUACAUGUAAAAUAUUUUUUAUUGUUAAAACUUGAUAUAGAGGAUAUUACACAGUGGCACGAAGAUAUAAAUUUUAUUUUUGAGUGGCAAGACAAUAUUUACGAAUGAGUGCAACAAGUGAGUAAAAUAUUGUUUUUGCCUCGAGAAAAUAAAAUUCAUGUCUUUGAGCCGUCACGUAAUGUUCUUUUUAUUACAUAGACAAAAAGACAUCGAUAAAAUAAUAGAGGGAAAUGACCGAAAUUACGUCAUUGAUAAACUCACGUGUGAGAUUAUGGAAAAUAAACCACUCGGGUCCCGGAUGUAGUUUUUAUGAAUUUUACGAGUGGUAUAUUUUCCAGUAAAACACUCGUGUCUAUAUAAUAAAAAGGUUUAAAACAGCUAUGAGGAGGAGAGAGGUUGAUACAUGAGAACGAAGUGCACUGUAUUCUUUUGAGUUUUGUUAUAUAUUAUGACUGAAACUGCCUUAAAAAUGUAAGAGCCCAUGGUCUCUCUCCCUGAGGCUGAAGGACUGAUAUGAUCCAAAUGUGUGGUAAUAAAGGAUGCUCUGCAUGAUAGACAUAUUGAUCUGAUCAACAAAAGUACAACCAUAAUCCAUGGUCUAUAGUCCAAUAAAGCAUAAAAAUAAGGUCAAAAGUGGAAUCAAGGGCUGCAAGCAAGUGGUGUCACCGCAAAGGUUUUGAAUAUUUUGAAGUCAUCUAUAUAGUCCAAAGGAGUUUAUACCAAGCAUUCCAUGGAUUCCAUGGUUUAACUACUGUAAGUUGCUCAGUUUGUAAUAGAAGAGAUGGUUUUAUUUUGUAGUGUUAAGUUGUACUUCUAUCUCAUUGCAGGCUAGAGAGACAUUAAGAGUCAUGAUGGAAAGACAAAAACAACAGCGACUAGAAACAGCUGACAAAUUAAACAAGUAAGUUCUUCCUGUUCUUGGUUACUGUAAAAUCCAUUCUGUUAACAUGGUUCCAGAGAUCAUUGGUUCAUUGGAAACCAAGUUAAAUUAAGGUAUUAGAUCUGCUAGAUGGUCAAAAGUUGACCAUGCUUAUAGAAUCACUUAUUUAAAAUGUACUCUUAACCCGAAUGCAAAUUCCAAAAAUGAAGCAAUUUCGUUCCAUAGACGCCAGGUAAAUGAAGGCCAAAGUUGGUAUCUAAAAGUGUUAUCUUGGAAAUAUUAUAAUCACUGGGCUGAAAUCCGACACAAUAUUAAUACGGCCAUGAAACUUGCCAGGUUUAUUCACAUACUGUUAAGGGAAAAUAUCCUAAUUUCCCAGCAAUAAGGAAACAUUUUGGCAUUUUUGGCAAGUGCCUGAAGUAACAGGUCAUGAAAGAGGUCUAUUACCAAAAAAUUUCACCUUUAUAUCUCAAGGAAAAAUUGAUGAUCAAUGGCAGGAUAUUAAAGGUAAAUUACCAAUCUAAGGAUAAUUCAGUUCCAAUUUAUUGUUUACUCCUAUUUAUCAAGAGAAAGACAGAAACAUGCAAUCCUUGAUUUUUGAGGCUGCGAUAUAAAUCGGAAAUCACACCUUACAUGUAGGUGCUCAGGUCUACCUUGAUAGCUUUAUGUAAUUUUUAUUUGGGGAAAUUCUUUAUAAUUAUUUGAGAAAUAAAGUUUUGAAAUGAAGGGCUUAAUAGCAGAUCUAAUACCUUAAGUGAUUUAAAACCAAUACUUUUUGAGUUGCUUUUUAGUAUGUUACUUGUUAAAGAGUACCGUGUUUUGCUCGGUGUUCUUUGACACCUUCAAUCCCAGGGUAAUCAGUGAAGCAAUGAUGUUAUAAUGUACAUUAACUUUUAAGUCUGAAUAAAAUACUUUGGUAUAGCAGUAAAAAUGAAUAUUCUUUUACACAGUCUUUUUUUUUGGGGGGGGGCGGGGGUGGGUAGAUGAAUAUUAUACUGAUGUAGUGUUUGACUUUCUAUAACCUACAGCUGUAAUAUCUACCUUGAACAAUUUAGGUCAUCCCAUUUUAGACAUGUUUAUAAUUCUUUAUAAAUUCUGGGGGCUGGAUUUCAGGGCUGGACACAACCCUUGUACCCCUUUAUCAAGGAAUAUAAAUCAUGAUAACACUUCAUUUUUUUCAGACAUUUGGACAGAGUAACUGCAAUGCUGCAGUCAUGUGCUUCUUCCUUACAGUUAGCCUCUUGCCAACAAGACGGUUCAUAUGAACAAAUGGAGGUACAGUACUGAUUGGGGUUUAUUUCAAAAUUUACUGCUAUUUCUUAACACAGAUUAAUAUUGUUUACCGUAAUAUCGAAGAGCUUAAUGGAUAAUGGCUUUAUACUACUACAUGAAAAAUUACUGCAAUUUGAUUGGCUUAGAGCACUGGUAUUUCAGCUUAAUUUGAAAUACCUACAUGGGAAAAUUACAAACCUUUUGCAGGUAGUAGUAUAAACAAAUAAUAGCAUGAUUUGUAUGUGAUAUUUGGCAUAAAUACCACUCGUGAUAUGUCAAAAUUGUCUCAAAUUUCACUCGUCUAACGGCUCGUGAAAUUACAUAUAACAAUUUCGAAAUAUCACUUGCGGUAUUUAUGCCAGAUAUCACUACAGAUCAUGCUAUUACCUAUACUAAUAGGGUAGGGAGGACUCCCAGUGUCAUCGCCUACAUUAUCAAUAUUCUCUGAUGAUGACUUCCACACAGGUUGUUGAAAUGUUGUUCGAUGUCAUCAUCUCUCUUUCCCUGGAUCUUAAAUUGCAUAAUUGACUCUUUAAGUAUGAAAAUAGCUAUCGGACUGAGUCUAGUCAUGAAAUUAUUAGUAUGUGUAAUCAAAUGGUGACGAGUGAAAUUAGGGAAUAAUUUCACGCGUGUUUUGUCCAAAUCCUAACUUAUUAGGAUUUGGACAAAACGCAAGUGAAAUUAUUCCCUAAUUUCACGAGUAUACCAAUUUUGAUUACCUAUUAAUAUCAUGGGUGACGAAUUACCUUAGCAAUCUUGGAUUUUUGAUAUGUUUAUCCUGGAUCGUAUCGAUCGAGAGCUCCUGCACUCGAACGUUUAGAGCUUAAAUUUGGCUUAAGUUCAGAGUUUUUCGACAAAAUACCUGUUAGAAUCCUUCUUGAUGUGCAUCUUUUUGUACCCUGACAUCUUCAUUCAUGACAUUUUAAAACUUCGUCGCCAUCUUGACACUCAGACGUAUGGAAGGUUGCCAUGGCAAUUUUGUAAUUUCAUUUGUGAAAUUACAAAUUAACGCUGAAAUUUCGAGCCAAAAUUAAGGAGUAAUUCGUCACCUAUGAUAUUACAAUCAAAAAAUACUUGAUAUCAUGUUUUUGUCCUUGCAGGUUGAUGAAUCAAAAAAGCAUAGUGCAGAUGAGAUAGAGUUCAGUAGAGAAGAUGAAAUAAUGUGUAGUGUUUUAGAGAAUAUUUCAUAGCUGAAAUAACUCGCCCUCAUUAUCAGGGGACAGUUAUGCAAACUUGAGAAGUAGUCAAGGUUUGUGUAACUUCUUGGUGUUUAUACCGGGCUGAAUAAACAUGGUCAUAGCAAAAAUUUUGCUAUUGCUUUUAUAAAUAAUAACUUCAGUGCUCUCAAAAAUACUAUAAAGUAAUCUAAAGUUGAAUUUUAGACAGCAUUACAGCUUUUAUUAUUAUGAUGGCCAGCUAGGAGAAAACAUGUCCCUAUUUUAUCCCUGUACAAAACGAAACCACACCUCAGCUAGUCUAAGUUGCAGAGUUCCAUAGUUAUUUAUAUAAGUACAAUAGUAGUAUCAAUAUUGUAUUUAUUAAAAAUUGCAUUAUAGUAUAUUGUAAAUAAAGUUUCAUAUAUUAAACAUUACUGGAAUGUGUUUAUUCUUGAGAUGACAUUCUAGCAACCUUAAAAGUAUUCUUGUUAGUGCUAUUCAUACAGGGAAAAGUAAGACACAUAUUAAUAAGACCCGAACUGUGCCAUUUACACAAGGAUAUUAUGUUGCAUAUUAUAAGUUACAUCUUAUGAAAGCUGCGAAGUCACUUUUUGUGCCAUUAUUUUAGACGAGAAGUUUAUGCCUUUCUAUGACAUACGUCUUUUAUUCCUCCUAUAAAUGGCCCUUUUCUCGCCUCAUUCCCAUCUGGAAGGCCCUGUUUGCAGUUUACACCAAAAUAGUGACAACUAGUUAGCACAAACCCCACUCGCUCUCGGGUUAGCCCCACCUUCUUAACCCCCAAAAGAAGUAAAUAAAUACAGGGAAUAUCUAAAGAAGAGAAACUGAUGUAAGCCAGUCUCCUCCUCCUAACUUGUGGGGGGGGGGGGGGGGCCCCAGAGGGAGAGGAGGCCUACUAAUUUUUUAAUAUUCCCCUUGUACCCCCCGCCCCUCCUGGCCCCGUUUACCACCCGCUUUUCGAAAAAAAAGAACCCCCCUCCCCCCCCCCCCCCCCCCCCCCCCCCCCCCUCCCCGAUGCCGCCGUGGGGCGGCCGGGGCCCCCGGCGCCGGCCCCCGCGAAGAGAGGGAAUGAGUAAAAAUUUUGAUUAUCGGUGGGGGUGGGGUGGGUGUUGGUUGGUGUUGUGUGUGGGGGGUGUGGGUGGUGGGUUGUUUGUGGAUAAGUGAAAAUAGUUGUAUGUUGUAUGUUUUUACACAAAAAUUAUGCAAAAAGAACUAACCACCCUCACCCCUUCCUCAGGCUACACCCCCCCAAACCCACCCCAAAAAAAAAAAAAAAAAGUGUGGAAAAAAAAGAGAAAAAAGAAUACAAUGCACACCCCCCCCCCCCGUUGAGUGGGGGGGGGGGGGGGGGGCGCCAGAGAGAGAGAAGGCUGACUACUCAUUUCAGAUUACUCCUGUACUGCCCGGCCCUCCUAGGCUCGAUUACCAACCGCUGUUCGGAAAAAUGAGACCGCACUCCUCCCCCCCUCCCCCCGCCUCCUCUCUCUUCGACGAGGAUGAAAGACUGGACCCGGGAGACGGUAGCCUCCCACGCAGGCGUUUUUAGGGGACUCGUCUUGCAUUCCUCCCCAGGGAGGAAUGAAAGGAGGAGGAGUGAGGAGGGAUGAAAAAAGAGCUCCCCUUAAAACACCUGCGUGGGAGGCCAGGGAGACGAUGGAAAUCGAGCCUAUAUCCAGGAUCAAUUUUCCAGGAUCUGCGGGGGAGAAAAAAGCGCGUCGCGUGGGGUCUGGGUACGGGAUCGACUUUUUCUCGUCCCAGUCUCCUUUACCCUAACAGGCAAGAUGGCCGACGAGUUUCUUCGUCACAGCGCAUUUUAGGACAUGUUUGUAGGUUUAUUGUUCAAGAACGCUUUAAGGAACACUCACCACAGGAAAGGUCAUCGAUGCUUUUAAUUUACUGAUUUUUGCAGAGUGAAUUAUCCCAGAAUCUUCUCAUGCUGUGGUCGCUUCUUCGAGUCGCUUCCCGGUCUCAAAGGACUCUCUAUCAGGACUCUUUUCUUCGGCUUCGGAAUUCGAGAUUUUCAUGGAGUUUAAGUUCACGAUAUGUUUACAAUUCAUCGCGAAUUUUGCAGUUCGGUAUUCAACAAAGAACGAUUUUUUCCAGAUGCUUUAAGCAUCUUAAUAAAACGAGUAGUGCUUUGUAUGGAGCCAAGCUACCUCUGAUAACAUUUGACUCAAGUUUGAUGUACUAUGGAACACGGCGUUUUGUAGGGACACGUGCAGGUUAUAAGAGUUCGCUUGCUUUUAAUACACGGAACAGUACAACAGCCAUAUAUGUGAUUGCAUUGGUAAUAACAGUGGUGGGACUCUCUUACCUUGCUGUUCCUCUUUAUCGUCUCUUUUGCCAGGUAAGUUAUGUAAUAAUUGGCAAUUAUUGGAAGAUGUUGAGUAAAAUAUCGUGAUUUUUCAGUGGCACGCAGAUCAAUAAUAUUUGCCGAAGUCGAAGGCUGGGGCAAAUAAUUAAUCUGCAAAAAUCAAACCUUGGGUAGAGUUAUCCACUGGAUAAAUCCCUAUCCAGCAGAUGAUUAUUAGGAAACCAAUAAUUGCGUGAUCCACUGGGUAGAGGUUUAUCCAGUGGAUAGAGUUAUCCACCUUUAAAAAAACUUGGGCCUGGUUAAAAUUUUCUGGGAGGUGUUCUUCUUUGACUGGUUGGUCUGGCCUGACUGAAAAUUACUGUUUCACGUCCAAAAAUUAUUCCUGCUUCUAGUCCCGCUGAGAAGUAAUCAAAAUUUUAGUUAAAACUUAAAUGAAAUGCUUCAGUCCGGUUGGAAAAUUUGUUUUAACUGAGUAUGUCAUCCCAUUUUCUCCUGAAUUGACUAGUGUCACUGAUUACUGACCAGACCAGUCAGUUUGCCAAAAUGUGAUGGCAAAGUUCGAACUAGACCUGUAGAUUCUUAGUCUGCAUAGCAGACAUUAUCUUGCACUUGUUAGUAAUGUCUGCAAAGCAGUGCCAACAUCCUUGUUCUAGUCCCUCAACAGACUCGUUCAUUGCCCAAAGUGCAUUUCGAAUUUCCCUUCAACCUGAUUCACGUGGCUUUUUAACAGGUCAGCCAUGGUGGGUACUCAAAUUCUGGUACACAGUCGAGAGACCAGAACAGGGAUUCAAGGACUCGCUCACUGACAGUCUAAUCCAGAGGUUUAGUUUUGUUUGUCUGGUGCAGGCUAAUAUAUCCUAAGUUUGAAGGGUUAAUCUUUCAGCCUCCAUGCCUCAUGCCUCAUGCCUCUUCUUCUUGUGUAUGUUUAGGCAACAGGAUUAGGUGGAACUGUAAAGAGAGAAGAAGCAGGAGAGAAGAUCGAACAAAUGGAAAGAAUACCUGAGAGAGAGCUGCUUAUCAGGUUUAAUGCUGAUAAGAGUGGUGCAAUGCGCUGGAACUUUAGGCCUCAACAGACUGCUGUCAAGGUGAGUUGUGGAAGUAGCAUCCAAUAAUUUGAUAUUAAAUCAGUUAUUUAUUACUAAAAAGCAAUUUUAUGCAGGCUAUCUGGUUUGCUCAACAUCUUUGUUAAUAUUAUUGGAUGAAUUUUUUUCUUAAAUUCCUUCUUCCUUUUGUCGUAACUAGUAAUAUCAGCUGUUUUCUUCUUUCUUUAUUUGAAAAUAUUACUUUUCUAGUGCUUGCUCUGCUCCCAGGAAAUGUAUUAAUUUUUUUCGCAAUUUUUUACACCUAAUUCACUGUCCCUGUUGUCCUUUGACCCUCAUUAAUCUGGAGGAGUUCCCGGCUUGGCUAUUAUUUACUUGAUCUCACUGAGUGAUAUUUCUUGCAGGUUGCCCCAGGAGAGACAGCUCUUGCAUUUUACACUGCUACAAAUCCAACUGAUGAGCCAAUAACUGGUAUCUCUACAUACAAUGUGGUUCCUUUUGAGGCUGGGCAAUAUUUCAACAAAAUCCAAGUAAGACAUUUUAUGUUAUCAUGUUUAAGUUGAUUUUUGUGAAUAAUAGUAAUAAUGAUCAUCAUCAUUACAGUCGACUCUCUCUUAACAGACACCUCUUUAAGAUGGACACCUCUGUAAAACAGACACUUAGAGUUGGUCCCUGCCUUUCUUUACUCCCUUUAUUUGACUCUUUAUAAGACGGGCACCUCUCUGAGAUGGACACUUAGUGCCGGUCCUAAAGAUGCCUGUCUUAGAGAGAGUUGACUGUAUCAACAUUAUUGUGAUAAUAAUAAUUAUUAUAAUCAUCAUCAUUUUAAAAGAAUGUACCAGUAGAUAUUUUAUGGGUCAAAUUUGAUUUCAGGUUAAUUUUGAUUUGACCAUUUCACCAAGGUCGAUUCUUAAUUUUCUUUGUCUCCUAGCCCUAAUGCAUGAAUAAAUAAGGCCAGGAAACAAAGGAAAUGGAGAUUCAACCUAGGUUAAAUAAUUUUAACCUGACCUGUAACAGAAUGAUACAUUUUCCUUUUAUGAUCUUUUUGGGGAUUAAGAGAGACCUUUUCUGUGAUGAAGCAUCUCAAAAAACUUUGUUUUUGAUAGUUGAAAUGCGCUACUCAUGAAUGUGUUCUUAUGUUCAUAGUGUUUUUGCUUUGAGGAACAGAGGCUUAAUCCACAUGAACAGGUACAUUGUACAGUUGUAAGACAAAACUUUUCUCUUGUCAUGCAGGGCUUUACAGAGACUUUGAGAAAAGAUAGGGCAAUUUAUUUUUCCAGUAGCAAAGGAAUGAAGGCAGUUGGUCUAGCAGCGUGCCACCACAAUGAAACGAAUAGAUGUACAACAUAGAAAAGGAAAAUCACUUGUCUUCCCAGCUGUUAUGCUACAGCCCUUGCAUGCCACUUUAACACUUAAACAAUUUUCUAUUGUACUGAUGAGGAGAGACUUUUUUUGGCUCAUCAUUACCAGUGAUUUUGUUACAAAAAAGUAUGGUGAGUCCUGGGAGUCAUCUUGUGAAAAAUCAUGAGUCCGAGUCCAGAGUCCCAGUAAAAAAAAAGAAUAAGUCCACAUUGAAAAUGCUAGAGCCUUUAUGUAACCAGACAGUUAUGAAGAGUGACUCCAAAACUCUGUAUUACAGCAUACUGAAAUUAAAAAUAUAGUCCUUCUAUAAUUUUUUAGUACAACAAAGGCUGAAAGAAAUAUGCAAUGUUAAACAACAGCCAUAAUAACUGCCACAGAAAUUACACGAACAGGAUAUUCUAAACACAUCUUCAGAUUGGUUGACCGAUCUUUGCGUCCUAUGAAACGCAUGCCAUGAAUUAUUUUGCGUCUUAAGGAAUUUUUAUGCAUCAGGGACGCAGGAUGCAGAGGUAACAAAAUCACUGCAUUACAUUUAUUCUCUUCAGCUUUAUACUUGAUUAGGCAGUAAUUAAUGAUUAAGAAAAGCAAGACCAGCUCACAAAUCUUGUGGCUUAGAGACAGAUUCUGGCAUGCUUGUGGGAAAAAGAAGACUCAGUCUUUGAAUAUGACCCUGGAGCAGGGCUGUCACUAAGGGCUGAGAACCAAGGAUUUCCCCUGGCUACUAUGAGGAUGACCCUCAUUCCUUUAAUUGGAAGCAAAGGCAAAAACCAAUCAAGCUAGAAAAUUCCUCACCUACUGAUAAUUGCCUGUACUAGUUAAGUUGAAAUCAUAGUGACUUCCUUGCUUUUAAGUACUACACGAGUCAUAUUCUUUGUUUCUCUUUUUUUUCUUGGCAGGUUGACAUGCCUGUGUUUUUUUACAUUGACCCUGAAUUUACAGAGGACCCAGCUAUGGCCAAAGUGGACACCAUUACACUAUCAUACACCUUCUUUGAGGCUAAAGAAGCUGAGAAACUUGGUUUAUAG